Messenger RNA from Candida albicans SC5314, 2412 nucleotides. Its product is annotated as MutS family protein. Gene Ontology annotation, cellular component: nucleus. NCBI's taxonomy places the organism in Eukaryota, Fungi, Ascomycota, Pichiomycetes, Serinales, Debaryomycetaceae. Gene Ontology annotation, molecular function: mismatched DNA binding; ATP-dependent DNA damage sensor activity; ATP binding. Gene Ontology annotation, biological process: mismatch repair; reciprocal meiotic recombination. The record is from RefSeq and is a predicted model, not a curated record. The transcript has a single exon. The coding region runs from base 1 to 2412 and encodes 803 amino acids.
AUGGCUUUAGCAUCACAAUUAUCAGUUACUGACGAUAGUGCAUACGGGUUUAUUACAAUAAAUGCCGAGAUAGUCUCAAAGAAACGCAAAUUGGCUCAAAAUGACGACAGGUUUGAGGUAGUAAUGUCAGUAUAUUCACCAAAAGCCGACUCCAUGGAUGUGGGUGUUUCUGUUCUAAAAUUGAAGACUCUAGAACUCACUCUAAUGAGUUUUUGUGAUUCCCUGACGUUUGUGAGAACAGUUAAUCAAAUACAGGUAUACGAACCAACUAGUAUUAUUUUACCUGAGGCUCAGUCACACUCUCAAAUUGAGAAACUAAAAUACAUUAUACAUUCAAAUAUAUCAGAUAAAGUGAGAGAACGUUUUAUGAAGGCAAAAGUUUUCAAUGCUUUUGAUGGGAUGAAUAGCCUAAAGCUAUAUACCGAUAUCAAUGAAUCCACUUUAGGACAAGUAAUUUCUAACAGAAAAUUGUCUUUGGCUGCUGCAAAUGCAUGCAUCGACUAUUGUGUUUCGACAAAGAUGUUUCGGGUAACAAAUAAGAUUAGAUUGAAGUACUGUAUGUGUGAGAAUACAAUGUUGAUUGAUACAUGUACGGUUCGAGAUUUAGAGUUGGUUGAUAGUUUGUCAGAAACAGGUACAACUUUGUAUUCGUUUCUUAAUUGUUGUCUAACAAAAAUGGGUAUGCGGAUAUUGAGAACAUCAAUCUUACAACCAUCAACCCACGAGAAUAGUAUUAUACUACGCUCAGAGUCUGUACAGGAGCUAAUCAAUGAUGAAGAUGCACUCAUUAGUAUCAGAUCUCUGUUAAAACAUACUUGUGAUUUGGAAAAGGUUUUCAGCACGUUUUUAGAACCUCGAGGUUUGUUGAGCCAGGAGCAAGAGAUAAACAAUAUCAUUUUACUAAAGACUGUAUUGCAAAAUACAUUUGUUAUAAGGAAGAGCAUACAGAAUGUGUCUAGUCAUUUGUUAGUACAAGUGAAACAAAUUCUUGAGCAUGAAAAUGUCCAGCACUUGCUAGCGAUAAUCAAUGAAUACAUCCGCAAUGAUUGUCAGUGGGCAAAUAACAGCACAGAGCUUGCCAAUCAAAGAGCAAACGCUGUAAAGUCAGGGGUCAAUGGUUUAUUGGAUGUAUCUAGAAGAAUCCGGGAGACUUUGUUGGAAGAAGUUUCCGAAUUGGUGGCCAAACUUUCAGAAGAGUUGGAAAUAUUCAUGGAAUAUAGGUUUGAAAUAUCUAGAGGAUUUUUCAUCAAAAUUAAAGGGAAUAACACUGAUAUCAACUCGUUACCAGAAGUUUUGAUUAAUAGAGUGAAGAAGAGAAAAACCAUUGAAUGCACAACAAUUGAAUUGAUGAAGCAAAGCUCAAGAUACAACGACAUUGUUUCUGAAAUCACCACUUUGAAUAGUACAAUCAUACACGAUAUGUACACUAGCAUCAACAGCUACACACCAAUACUAUUAAUGGUUUCUGAAGCAAUUGGGACUUUAGAUCUUUUAUGUUCUUUUGCCUACUUCACCAGUUUGCAAAAAGACUCUUAUACCUGUCCAGAAUUUGCAAAAGAGGUUACUAUAAUGCGAUCACUACACCCCAUUCUCGGAGGCAACAAUUCUAACUUUGUAGCAAAUAAUUAUUCGUGCAACCAUGAGUUAUCUCGCAUUCAUGUCAUUACUGGAGCAAACAUGAGUGGCAAGUCAGUUUACUUGCGUCAAAUUGCAUACUUGGUGAUUAUGGCACAGAUGGGUUGCUUUGUCCCUGCAGAAUAUGCUAGAAUGAGAAUUUUCAAUAGUUUGUACUCACGAAUAUCCUCCGAUAAUGUUGAUAUAAAUGCUUCCCUGUUUUCAAAAGAGAUGAGCGAAACCGCUGUUAUUCUAAAUGAUCUGGAUGGGGACAGUUUAAUAUUGAUUGAUGAGCUAGGAAGAGGGUCUAGCUUGACUGAUGGCUUUUCGAUAUGUCUAGCCAUUUUGGAGGAUUUGAUAUGCAAAGAAGCAACAGUUAUAACAACGACACACUUUAGAGAUAUAGCACAAGUUCUUGCCAAUAAAUCAUGUGUCGUGACUGCCCAUAUGCAAACAGUGGAAACCAACGGGCAAUUAGAGAUGAAGUAUAAUUUGGUAUUAGGGCGUAAUGGCAUUGUUGGGUAUGGAAUUCGAUUCGCCGAAGUUUCAAACUUGUUACCACAAGAACUAAUUGAAGACUCAAAGGUAGUUGCCAACAUUUUGAGAUCUCGAAAACCUGUCCAUGGAGAUAAAGAGUUGAAGCUAUUAUCACGAAGGAGAAAACUAGUGUUGGAAUUGUAUUUUGCUUUGAACUAUAUUCCCAAAUUGAAUUGUGACAUGAACUAUAAAAUACAGCUAUUGCAAACCCUACAGUCAAAAUUUGUUGAAGAAAUAAAUAUCACACCUAAUACUGAAUAG